UAUUUACAUAAGUUUACCGCAUAACUCUCAAACAUGAGAGGGGUGUUUACGGUAAUUACUGCAAAUACACGUCCGACUCCGCUCUUAAACUCCAAGUCUCGCUGCCAGUCGCAGUCGUCAGUGUGUUGCGUCUCUCGUUAACUAUGUGCUCUGCUAUCACUCUCGGCCGGCCACUACGCUGCCGGCGAUUUCCCGGUGACCGGAGUACAAAGCCGAUCAAAAGUGAACCGGGGAAAUUCAAAGUGCCUUCAAGCUCUCUCCAAUUGCCCAAGGGCAAUUGUUCCGGUAGCGUCUCGUCAACGGGUUAUCUCCCCGGUUUUGGACUUCGGAAUGGUUUGUCACUCGUUUCUGGACUCGUUCUUCGAUCUCGAGUCGGUGUUUCCUCGAACGAUGCUCAGUUCGGUUCGUUUAAUGAGGAUAAGGAUGUCGAGGCGCCGAGUCGUUUCGAGUUUAUCACGUCUGAGAGGGUUAAGGUUGUGGCCAUGCUUGCUUUGGCUCUCGCGCUUUGUAAUGCUGAUCGGGUUGUGAUGUCCGUUGCGAUUGUUCCGUUGUCUCUAUCCCAUGGCUGGAGCCGAUCGUUCGCCGGUAUAGUUCAGUCAUCGUUCCUUUGGGGUUAUUUUGUUUCUCCAAUAGCCGGCGGAGCGCUGGUGGACUACUAUGGUGGUAAGAUGGUUAUGGCCUGGGGGGUGGCUUUGUGGUCACUGGCCACAUUUCUGACUCCUUGGGCCGCUGAAACUUCGUUAUGGGCACUUCUCUCUAUGCGUGCUUUGCUCGGCGUUGCUGAAGGUGUGGCCCUUCCUUGUAUGAACAACAUGGUUGCUAGAUGGUUUCCUCCAACAGAACGAGCCAGGGCCGUUGGUAUUGCAAUGGCUGGGUUUCAGUUGGGAAGUGCAAUAGGGCUCGUGCUUUCUCCAAUCCUAAUGUCUCGAGCUGGUAUACUUGGACCAUUUGUCAUUUUUGGGUUGUCAGGGUUUUUAUGGGUUCUUGUAUGGAUAUCUGCAAUAUCCAGUACUCCUGAUCAGAAUCCUCAGAUAUCCAAAUAUGAAUUGGAAUAUGUACUAAAGAAGAGGCAAGAAUCUUUCGUGGUGGAGAAAGUACCCCGGACUACUGUUAUUCCUCCAUUUAGGCGGCUACUUUCUAAAAUGCCGACAUGGUCUCUUAUCGUUGCCAAUGCUAUGCAUAGUUGGGGAUUCUUCGUGAUUCUUUCAUGGAUGCCUAUCUACUUCAACUCCGUGUAUCAUGUUGAACUCAGACAAGCUGCGUGGUUUAGUGCUGUUCCGUGGAGUGUGAUGGCAGUGAUGGGAUAUUUUGGUGGAUUGUGGUCAGAUGGGUUAAUACGAAGUGGUACAUCUAUCACUUUGACAAGAAAAAUGAUGCAGUCGAUAGGUUUUAUUGGCCCUGGGAUUGCUCUGAUCGGUCUUACCUCAGCCAGAAGUGCAUCAAUAGCAUCCGCAUGGUUGAUCAGAAAUGUUAGAUGCUUGAAUACACACUUCAGAAAACUACAAAUAAAAUGGUGGCUGAAAGAUUUUAGCCCACAAUACUCUGGUGUGCUCCACGGCAUGUCUAAUACUGCUGGGACACUUGCUGCUAUUGUGGGAACAGUUGGGGCUGGUUUCUUCGUAGAACUUGUGGGCUCUUUCCAAGGAUUUCUGUUGCUAACCUCUGUGCUGUAUUUCAUGGCUGCGCUUUUCUACAUCCUAUUUUCUACGGGGAAGAGGGUAAAUUUUGAAGAGACUAGUUCGGCAGAGUAGCCUCAGUUUCCAGUGAACAAAUUCUUGCUCAUCUGGUGUUUAAUAUUAUGCCAAAUAACCACCAGUCAUGUUGAAGAGCACGGAGAGCAAAAAUCAAAUUGGAAGUUUGUAAAAUCAAAAAGGUAAAGUAAAAUAAAGAAAGGAAUGUCCCAAACCGAUUGAUAUGAACAGAGAAAAGCGAUAACUGUCCGCAAAUCAAUGGCCAGGCACCAAAUUUUACAUCA
Messenger RNA from Cucurbita pepo subsp. pepo (vegetable marrow), 1975 nucleotides. The record is from RefSeq and is a predicted model, not a curated record. Lineage: Eukaryota; Viridiplantae; Streptophyta; Magnoliopsida; Cucurbitales; Cucurbitaceae.